Messenger RNA from Penicilliopsis zonata CBS 506.65, 1062 nucleotides. RefSeq lists its product as hypothetical. The coding region runs from base 207 to 1013 and encodes 268 amino acids. The transcript is spliced from 8 exons. The record is from RefSeq and is a predicted model, not a curated record. Lineage: Eukaryota; Fungi; Ascomycota; Eurotiomycetes; Eurotiales; Aspergillaceae.
GUUGGAAGGUAGAGAGAGGUACGGAGUAACUUAGCGCCUAAAAUGUGCUUAAUAUUUUAGACAGGAAAAAAAACCCCUUCAUCGUCUUCCUUUUCUUCUUUUACUACCAUCUCUAAUAUCUCUUCUAUCCAGGUAGUCAACUAGGGAGUACCCGGUAAAUCUACACUCUACUUACCCCAGAUACCACUCCUCCGCUCUCGUGCGUCAUGGGACAAGGUUCGGGUGUUACACCUGCGUCAAACGUGCUCGGCACCAUUGGCACGGUCCUGUGGUGUCUGCAGCUGGUGCCGCAGAUCUGGCACAACUGGAAGCGCAAGAAGACGGAUGGCUUGCCUGCUUUGAUGAUGUUUCUAUGGGCACUCUGUGCCGUUCCCAUGGGGGCAUAUCUUAUCUUGCAGGAAGUGAACAUUCCCCUACAGAUCCAGCCGCAGAUUUUCAGCACCCUUGCUCUGAUAGGCUGGGGCCAGGUUUUAUAUUACAACCAUAAUUAUACUGCCAUGAAAGCCACUUUAUGUGCCGUGGGUACGGGGUUGUUGUUUGGCGGGGCUGAGGCCCUCCUGAUCCUGACGUUGAGGAUACCGUACAACAAGGGCAUCAGAUGGCCUGACACGGUGGUCGGAGUGUUUGCUGCCAUCUUCCUCGGCGCAGGACUGCUACCGCCGUAUUUUGAAAUGUGGAAGCGAAGUGGCCGUGUCGUCGGGAUCAACUGGGUAUUCUUGUCGAUUGAUACCUCUGGCGGGCUGUUCUCGCUGUUUGCGCUCGCGGCCCAAGGUAGCUUUGAUAUCUUGGGAGGAAUUAUGUAUAUUGUUGUGAUCGUCCUCGAAGCAGGCAUCUACAUCAGUCACAUCGUCUGGCGAAUCCGCUACCGAGAAGUCCGGAAAGAAGCAAAAGCCACUGGGAAAUCGAUCGACGAGGUGCUCGGGCUGGAGACGAGUGACACCGACGUCACUGGAGAGAUUGACAAGGGGGUGGUCGCCACUUCUCGACCAGACGAUCUUGAGAGUCAGACAUAAUAGUACUCGUUUUUUGUCUGGUCAUACGGAAACCCACGAGUUACGGCUG